Molecule: messenger RNA, 3222 nt
Organism: Malurus melanocephalus (red-backed fairy wren)
Lineage: Eukaryota; Metazoa; Chordata; Aves; Passeriformes; Maluridae
Gene: P3H2
Product: prolyl 3-hydroxylase 2
Exons: 15
Coding region: 306-2399 (697 amino acids)
Biological process (GO): collagen metabolic process
Cellular component (GO): endoplasmic reticulum
Molecular function (GO): L-ascorbic acid binding; protein binding; iron ion binding
Source: RefSeq, a predicted model, not a curated record
ACAGACCGGGAGCGCAUGGAGCCGCGGCCCCGCCGGCACCGCAGCCGAGCCCCGCGCACGGCCCCCGGAGCUCCGAGCCGCCGCUCCGAGCCGCGCUCUCACUGACGGACCCCCGCGCCCCAUUCUGCCGAGCUCCAUCGCACGGAUCCCCGGACUCCACGGCGCGGACCCCGCAUCCCASCACGCCGGGAUCCACCGCACGGACGGCGCUACACCGAGCUCCAUCCACGGCGCGGAGCGCACGGCGCGGAGCCCCGGAGCCCCCCGCAUCCCGCUCCGAGCGCGGCCGGCCCCCGUGGCGGGGCAUGGCACCGGGGAGCCGGCCCGGGGCGGCCCUGCUGCCGCUGCUGCUGCCGCUGCUGGUGCUGCCCGCGGCGGGCGGCGGGUGCGCGGCGGAGGGCGGCCCUCUGGAGCCCUUCGAUGCGCUCUACGCCAGCGGAGUGGAGGCGUACUACGGCGGGGAUUUCGCGGGCGCGGCGCGGUGCCUGGAGCGGGCUCUGCGCAGCCGGCGGGAGCUGCGGGCGGCGCGGCUGCGGUGCCGGAGGCUGUGCCGGGCGCAGGUGCGGCUGGCGGCUCCGGGCCCGGGAGCCGGCGGGGAUCUGCCGUUCUUCGGCUCGGUGCUGCGGCGAGCGGACUGCGUGCGGCGCUGCGAGGAGCCGCGCCUGGGRGCCGUGUCCCGCCACCGCGCCGCCGAGGAGGUGCGCGCAGACUUCCAGCGCAGGGUGCCCUACAGCUACCUGCAGCGMGCCUACAUCCAGCUGAACAAGCUGGAGGAGGCAGCAAACGCAGCUCACACCUUCUUCAUGGCCAACCCUGAGCACAUGGAGAUACAGCAGGACCUUGAGAACUACAAGAGCACGGCAGGGAAGGUCAGCUUGAUUGACCGGGAGGCCAGGCAGCACAUGGAGGAUUACAGUGCUGGGGUGAGGCACUACGACAAGGAGGAGUACGAGCUGGCCAUUGAAUUUUUGGAGCGUGCCUUGAAGGGAUACUACUCCGAGGAUGAGGAUUGCCAGAUCAUGUGCGAGGGACCGCAGAGAUUUGAGGAGCACGAGUACCUGGAUUACAAGGCUGGUCUCUAYGAAGCUAUUGCAGAUCACUACAUGCAGGUGCUGCUCUGCAAACACGACUGUGUCCGAGAGCUCGCCACGCGUUCGGGCCGCAUCUCRCCCAUCGAAAAUUUCCUUCCCCUCCACUAUGACUAUCUGCAGUUUGCCUACUACCGAGUCGGUGACCAUGUCAAAGCCCUGGAGUGUGCCAAGUCCUACCUGCUCUUCCACCCCGACGAUGAUGAUGUCCUGGAGAACGCAGCUUAUUACGAGGGUCUCUUGGAAGGCACGCUGGAUCCAGCCACCAUCAAACCCAGAAAGGAAGCAAGGAGGCUGCUGCGGCGCCACAAGCUGGAAUCCCAUCUCCUGCAGGUGGCUGCGGCCGGUCUGGGAUACGCCUACACGGAGCCGAACUACUGGAACAGGUACGGCGCCCGCCAGGACGAGCACAGUGUCCCCUCGAGUAUCAGCAGUGARCCAGAGGAUGGGCCCCGGCUGUCCCUGACAAAGAAACCCAUGCCAAAGCCAGAUCGAGAGCUGAAGGAGGGGGGCCCUCUUCUCUACAGCGACGUGAAGUUUGUCUACAACUCGGAGCAGCUGAACGGCACGCAGCGAGUGCUGCUGGACAACGUCAUCUCAGAGGAGCAGUGCCGUGAGCUGCACAGGGUGGCCAGCGGGAUCAUGUUGGCUGGAGAUGGUUACCGGGGCAAAACCUCCCCCCACACCCCCAAUGAGAGAUUUGAAGGAGCCACAGUCCUCAAAGCCCUCAAGUAUGGCUACGAGGGCCGUGUCCCGCUGAAGAGUGCCCGCCUGUUCUACGACAUCAGCGAGAAGGCUCGCAGGAUCGUCCAGUCCUACUUCCAGCUCAACUCCACGCUCUACUUCUCCUACACACACCUGGUGUGCCGCACCGCCCUGUCCGGCCAGCAGGAGAGGAGGAACGAUCUGAGCCAUCCCAUCCAUGCUGACAACUGCCUCUUGGACCCCGAGGCCAACGAGUGCUGGAAGGAGCCUCCUGCCUACACCUUCCGGGAUUACAGCGCCCUCCUGUACAUGAACGCGGAUUUCGAAGGCGGYGAGUUCAUUUUCACCGAGAUGGACGCCAAAACUGUCACGGCCUCCAUCAAGCCCAAGUGUGGCAGGAUGAUCAGCUUCUCGUCGGGCGGGGAGAACCCCCACGGGGUGAAGGCGGUCACCAAGGGCCARCGCUGCGCUGUGGCGCUCUGGUUCACCCUGGACCCUCUGUACAGAGAGCUGGAACGAAUCCAGGCAGAUGAAGUGAUUGCAAUGUUGGACCAGGAGCAUCUAGGACCCAGUGAAAUGAACAUCAACCCAAAGGAUGARCUAUGAACUAGGCCAAAGACUUUUUCUAUUAAAUAUUUAUUUAAUAUUGUUAAUCUUAUUAGAACCUUUCUAUUUUUGUACAGAGAUGCUGUAUAAAUUAACAGGUUAAUAUGAUUGUGGAGUUUCAGGAGUGUCUUUUUUUUUGUUCAGCACAGUUUUUGCUGGAACCCUCAUCACUGUGCCAGCAUCUCCUGGUGGGGCUGACCCUGCUUCCAUCAUWCCCUGUUCUUCUCUAGCACUUCUCAGGACUCAUUCAGGCUCRCUCUAUCUCUUGGAGAACCUAUUUUUUUUUUYUAUUUUUAUGUCUCAACCAAAAAUAGCUGCUUCUCUAGCAUCUGCUGGAGAAAUGCCUCAGGUGUCCUCAUGCACUGGUCUUCCUGCUCCUUGCUGCUAGGGGAAACUGGAGCACAAAAACUGGAGCAAUGACCAACCCUCACCAUUUGAAAUACGCUUUUCAGGGGAAGAAACAAAGGAAAACCAAAGUCCUAGCAAAAUGGAGAUAUCUGUUGCCAUGCAAAGCUGGUGUUUGGGCAUUAAUUCUGAGCAGAGCUUUUGGAAAUCAGCUGCAGAGCAGGGGCAUGAAGGARUGUGAUUUGCAGCUGACUCUGGUGAAAUAUGGUCUGUCCCUCAUGUUCAGUCCCUUCACUUGAUAAUGGCCUAGAAACAUGAAGGAAGCUGCUUCACACUGCAUCCUUUGAGCUUCUUGCAUGGUCUGCUGCUGGUAGAACCCAGAGUUUGUGGCCAUAAUUGCCAAGUCCCAGUUGGAAAGCAGCUGAGGAGGUCACAGUGCCGUGGAGUUGGAUGGUCAGRGUGCACYGCUCCCMCUGUC